Molecule: messenger RNA, 1298 nt
Organism: Lecanosticta acicola
Lineage: Eukaryota; Fungi; Ascomycota; Dothideomycetes; Mycosphaerellales; Mycosphaerellaceae
Source: the annotation of a GenBank genome assembly
AUGUCGGACGGCUCGGCAACAGUCGUGGAAAACACGAAUGGAGCCUCGGCUUCCCAUAAGCGCCAAGGGGGUUGGGGUGACUGUGAGUUUCGCCGCAUGUUCUUGAAGCUUGGUCUGAUCAAGUGGUGUACAGAUGGAGGAAAUCCUCUUGCACAUGUGGCCACAAAUGCCUCUGAAGAUGGCUCGGUACGCCUGGCAGCUUUCGGAGGUGCCUUCCAGCCAGGCCUCUACCGGCCGCCUACUGUAAGUCGGAUAAUGAGUGUGGUUCCGGAACAGGAGCUAACGAUGAUUGACAGAACAAUUUCGCGAAUCCAGUGAGUCGUUGCCAUGACAUACUCUCAAACAUCGGCAGCACCUGAUUCCAGAGUCCAGGCGCCUCUAGGUCUCGCCGGCUUCGCCUUCACAACGUUCCUACUUUCGAUCAUCAACCUGGGAACAAGAGGCUUGGCAACUCCGUCUAUCGUACGUCUCCGCGAUACCCGUACGGCCCUGUAUCUGGGAUGUGAGCUGACUUGUGUAGGUCAUCGGUCCAGCCUUCGCAUAUGGAGGUCUCUGCCAGCUUCUCGCCGGCAUGUGGUUUGUGGAUCAACCCUUUGGAUUGAGAAAACGGGCUUAACGAACGACCAGGGAGCUCGCAAUCGGAAACACGUUCGGUGGCACCGCGUUGUCCUCGUAUGGCGGGUAAGUUUGGGAUCGGAAGUCGCCAUACUCAAGCUGAAUCCAUAUUGUAGGUUUUGGAUCUCAAUCGGCAUCAUCUUGACACCAGGUGGUUUUGCGGUUCAGGACGCAUACACGAAUACCGGCGAUUUCUAUGGUGCUUUCGGCCUGUACCUGCUUGGGUGGUUCAUUUUUACCUUCCUCGUAAGCAUGAGCACCCAACAAAUCGCCGAGUGAUAGCAAGAUGCUGACCCGAUAAUUCAGCUAUGGAUCCUCACGCUCAAGGCUACUCUUGCAUUCAGCUCACUCCUUCUCACGGUAUGGUUGACCUUCCUUCUCCUCGGGCUGUCCUAUAUCGACGCGCAGAACAACUCUGAAGGCAUGCCGAACGUGGCCUUGACGAGAGGUGGAGGCGGCGUUGGCAUUGUGGCCGCUUUUCUGGCAUGGUACAAUAUGAUUGCUGGUAUGGCGGACACGUCGAACAGCUUCUUCGUGAUUCCUGUAUUCCACUGUAAGUCUCGUUGUUCCUUCUUUCGCCCCAGUGGAAAUUUGCUAAUCUUGUUCCAGUCCCGUGGAGUGAGAAGGGCCGCGAGCAGAAGAGAGAGAAGGAGAGACGUGCUAGCAAUGAGUAUGUCGCUUGA